GUAGUUGCCAAUGUUGAUAAUCAUAAUAAUACAAAAAAUAGAGGUAAGAUAGAAUAUACUCUAACACAUAACCUUCAAACACUAUAAAACUCAUGAUCCAUGUUAUAACUACAAUAACCAUUAAGACCUUCAACAUCAUAAUCAAACACCAUGUCUUCUACUAUCAACAAGAACAAACCUUUUCUAUUCCCACAAGGUAAUUCCACUGUCCUCCCUGACCCCUCAAAAUUCUUCUCUCAAAAUCUGCUAUCCACACCCCUCCCUACAAACUCUUUCUUCCAAAACUUUGUUCUCAACAAUGGUGAUGCACCAGAAUACAUUCACCCUUACCUCAUCAAAUCAUCAAACUCAUCACUUUCUGUUUCAUACCCUACUCGCAAUUCUAAUUCUUCUGUCAUUUCCCAAGUUUUCAACAAUGAUUUCACCAUAACUUCAUCUCAACAAAAAACUAAACAAAGUUCUAAUGCAAAACACAUAAUCACUUCUUAUAGUGAUCUUAGUGUUACCUUAGAUAUCCCUUCUUCAAAUCUGAGUUUCUUUCUUGUUAGAGGAAGUCCCUAUUUGACUUUUUCUGUAACAAAACCAACUGCUCUUACAAUUUCCACCAUUCAUGCUGUUCUUUUUUUCACUUCAAAUGAUUCACAUACCAGGUACAAAAUUCAGCUUAACAAUGGUCAAACAUGGAUACUAUAUGCUUCCUCACCAAUCAAGUUGAAAGCUUUUAUUAAUGAUAUCAUUUCUGAGGCCUUUUCUGGCAUAAUUCGGAUGGCUUUGUUGUCGGAUUCCAAUUCGGAAAAUGAAGCUGUUCUUGACAGGUUUAGUUCUGUUUACCCUUUAUCAGGUAAUGCUAAACUUGGAGAACCAUUUUCUGUUGAGUAUAAGUUUGAGAAGGAAGGUUCAGGUGAUUUGUUGCUAUUAGCACACCCUCUUCAUCUUCAACUUUUAUCUAAAAGUGAAAGUGAUGUAACUGUUCUUGAUGAUUUCAAGUAUAAAAGCAUUGAUGGUGAUCUUAUUGGUGUUGUUGGUGAUUCAUGGCUUUUGAAAACAGAACCUGUUUCAAUUACUUGGCACUCAAGCAAAGGUGUAAAAGAGGAAUCACAUGAUGAAAUUGUUUCAGCACUUUCUAAAGAUGUUGAAGAUUUAAACUCAUCUGCAAUAUCAUCAACAACAUCAUCUUAUUUUUAUGGAAAAUUGAUUGCAAGAGCAGCUAGGCUUGCAUUGAUAGCUGAAGAGGUUUUCUUCUUUGAUGCUAUUCAAAAAGUUAGAAACUUUUUGAAAGAAACCAUUGAGCCAUGGCUUGAAGGAACUUUCAAUGGAAAUGGUUUUCUAUAUGACAGAAAAUGGGGAGGAAUUAUUACUCAACAAGGGUCUAAUGAUGCUGGUGGUGAUUUCGGUUUCGGAAUUUACAAUGAUCAUCAUUAUCAUAUAGGCUACUUUCUUUAUGCAAUUGCAGUUCUUGUUAAGAUUGAUCCAGCAUGGGGAAGAAAGUAUAAGGCACAAGCCUAUUCACUUGUGGAAGAUUUUAUGAACUUGAGUAUAGAAUCAAACUCGAAUUAUACACGUUUGAGGAUGUUCGAUCUUUAUAAGUUGCAUUCGUGGGCCGGAGGGCUAACCGAGUUUUUAGAUGGAAGAAAUCAAGAGAGUACUAGUGAAGCUGUGAAUGCAUACUAUGCUGCAGCAUUGUUAGGAAUGGCAUAUGGUGAUGCUCAAGUUGUGUCCAUUGGAUCAACACUAACAUCAUUGGAAAUUCUUGCAGCUCAAAUGUGGUGGCAAGUGAAAGAAGGAGGAGAUUUGUAUGAAGAAGAGUUUACAAAAGAGAAUAGGGUUAUGGGAGUUUUGUGGAAUAAUAAAAGAGACACUGGACUUUGGUUUGCACCAGCUGAGUUUAGAGAAGCUAGGCUUGGAAUUCAGCUUCUUCCAUUGGCUCCUAUUUCUGAAGUUUUGUUUUCUGAUGCUGAUUAUGUGAAGGAUCUUGUUGAGUGGACAUUGCCUGCAUUGAAUAGGGAAGGUGUUGGUGAAGGAUGGAAGGGAUUCUUGUAUUCAUUGGAAGGAAUCUAUGAUACUGAAAGUGCUUUGGAGAAGAUAAGAAACUUGCAUGGUUUUGAUGGUGGAAACUCUUUGACUAAUCUUUUGUGGUGGAUUCAUAGCAGAGGUGAAGGUGGUGAUGAGUAGGAAGAAAUAUUUGGUUAACUACCAUUUUGGUCUUUACGUUCACUAUGAGUCUGUUUGAUCUGCAAAAUAUAAAUACUGGACAUAUAAAAGAAAAGCUCAAAAAUGAGUAAAAAGAGAGUAAAGUUGUUAUCAUUAUAUUGUUUCAUUUCAUGCUUUGUUUGUAUCUUUCAUUUGGUUUUUAAUUGUUGUCUUCUUAUACUUAAUAGUGCUUGAAUGAGAUGGUUUGAGUUUUUUUUUUUGCCUGAUAAGAAAUUUUGGAUUCGAUCCAGCAGUAUUAAAACUCUUGAGGGAGAGCUUUGCCGUUCAUAUUAGUUUGUUCUAUUGUGCGCAGAAGGUAGCUGAUUUAAAAAUACAUAAAUUGUUGUCUCUACUUAUAAUAAUUCCUUAUAUGAAUGAAUAAUAGUUGUGUAGCUUUCAUUCAUUUUUGGUACAUGAAUACAUGAUGACUUUUGUAUUCAAUUCUUUGCCAAGUUGUUUGUGGGACAUGAUGACUUUUUUUAUGCCUUUUUGGAAAUAUUCAUUUUUAAUUAAAGCCAGCUGCUACUACUGAUACAGUAAUAAAUAAAUGCAACUUAUAAAGGCAUUAUUUAAAACUAUUGAGUCAAACAAAAGAAAACAAAUAAGCACAGUAAUAUAGAUAGUAUUUGCUAUCUUUUAUCAUGUUUGUGAAGGAGAUUCAUAUUUAUAAUAUUUAUUAGACCAACAAAUUCAACUUUAAUAAUUGAU
Messenger RNA from Trifolium pratense (red clover), 2898 nucleotides. RefSeq names its product probable endo-1,3(4)-beta-glucanase ARB_01444. The transcript has a single exon. The coding region runs from base 151 to 2172 and encodes 673 amino acids. Gene Ontology annotation, molecular function: endo-1,3(4)-beta-glucanase activity. Lineage: Eukaryota; Viridiplantae; Streptophyta; Magnoliopsida; Fabales; Fabaceae. The record is from RefSeq and is a predicted model, not a curated record.